UAUUUUCCCAGGCGCAUCGGACCCCUGAAAUUUUUAUACGACAGAGCAAUUGAAGCAGUAUGCCAAUGUUUCUUAAAAGUGAUCAACUUAUUCACUGCCAACUACCAAAUGCGGUUGAAGUUUUGAGAAGCGGAAACAUUGAUUUCAAUGGCUUACAAUUCAAUUGGUUUUUCAAUGGCCGAGUCAAAACCCAACAAAUUUAAAAAAAAAACUUUAACAUUUCUAAAAAUAUUUCCCUCGUUAAGCAGAACAUUUUGCAACUCGCAUUUUUCUUUAUGACCAUAUUUUAAUUGCAGUCUUGAACCGCUGGUAUAGAAACAUUCGCAAAAUAGUCGUAAAAAAUGUCGCUAUCCAUCCAAACAUUUGUCCGAGUUUUAUAUACAAUUCGUAUUGCAUUCGUAUCGACAUGUUCAAAACAGCGUGGUUUAUUACUUUAUCUGUCGAUUAGAAUUGGAAAUUGAUGACAUCCGGUAACAUACGCGCAAUGAAGGGAAAUAAUUUGAUCUUUGCUAAUUUUGCGACCAGGAGUUCAUCUUUCACGACGAGAAACUACUAUCGUAUUUUAGUGCCUUCCAAAUUAAACUCGUUUAUCGGCGUUAUAUAGGGUGUCUCAAAACCCGCGUAGGAGCCGGAAAUGGGGGCUGAGACGAUUCUGAACAACAAUUUCCUUUGCUAAAAUGUCGGUGGGGGCUUCAUUUUUAAAUUAUUAACGAAAAACACCGACCAAUCACAGGGCCCGAUUAGCGCGCGAUCAGCUGGCUACGCAGCGACCUCUUUUUUUUUUCUUUUUUUUUUUUUUUGUACGUGGUGGAAAUCUGAUAACAGACACCUGCCACCCGCCCGGGGGAGCGGGUGGAAGGUAGUGUGGGGUUAUACCCACUAAAACCUCCACGGCGACCUUCGGACGCUCUACCAACUUCGGCGAUUUAGGAGGAGCCGCGUGAUCUCUCAUAGAACGCUGCCGCAGCUCCCCCUCGCCUAGGCCGGCCAUCUGGUAGCUUUUGGCCGGCCGCGUACCGAGGGGAAAAGAUUCUGUCCCCCCUUACCACCUCCCAAUCUGCGGUGCAGGGAGGCCGCGCCCCGCACCGCUAUAUCUCGGCGGCCGCAUUAUUUGGCAUACCCAGGGCGGGGGCCCUGGGUAUCGCGACCGCCAGGGGGGAUCGGCAUUUACCUUGUCGUCCCGCCUCUCCCGCCACCUUUUGAGGUGCGGCAGGAGGGCCCCGGCGACGCGCUCGCCGGCGUGGGAGCUUAGCUCCAGUCGCCAAUUCGCGAGCGCCAGUCGCCAGACCUGGCGUUCGAAUUCCUCGACCGUGUCCGGCUACGCAGCGACCUGGCGCAACCAGCCAAUCCUGGCUCGAGCUUACUGAGUAUAUAAUCCCGCGCUAAUUAUACAUAAUAAUAUUCGUUUGAAACAAAACACAGUGUGCUAUAUCUAAACGAAACUUUAUCUAUAACCUACGAAUAUUCACUGUUAUUUACUAACAUUAGAUACUAACAUUAUCACAGUGAACGUACGUAUUGUCUUAUAUCACAAUUUAACUUGCGCUUGCUGUUUUUUUUUUCAAUUUAUUUAUUUUAGAAUCACUCGCGGUCACUACAGCUUGGCGAAUGUCGCUGAAUGGCGGCGUUUAUUCAUCGCUAAGACCUUUCGAAAUCUUAUUUAAAUAUUUAUCUGUAAGUCCCGUUGUCAGUCGAAUAAACUCAAUAGUUGUUGUUCAAAGAAUUAUUAAGUUUAGCGUCUAUGUGUUCUCGAUGCAUAAGAUUUUUGUUUUUUUUUUUUUUAAUCGAUUACGACAUUCGCAAAAUACUGGUAUCUUGCGUAGGAAAUGCUAAAAUACGCAACGAUGCGUAAACGGGAAACCUGUUUGAUUCAUGUGCUGUGUCGCUGUCUCAUUUAUACAUGCUGUUAGAUUAAUCGAAAACAAUUAAAGUUAAACGAUACAACGUUUGCAUGUUGAGACGCGAAUGAAAAAUUAGAGAACACUUAACGUUGUUAUACUUGAACUGACUGCUCGUUGGUACCGCAACGUAUGUAGAAAUACAUCUAGAAAAGGACACGUUAUUCGGUUAAGAAAGAUGUUAGAAGAACGUUCGCGUAAUGGAAAUAUCGUACAAUCAAACCAUUUCAAAUACUUCGCAAGACCAAAUGCUGAUAUUGAAAGCUUUCAGACGUCUCAAGAUUAAUUUUUAACGAACACUAUAUGGUUUCACGUGUUUCGCAACAGUAAUUGAAGACAAUAAGGGUUGUAGUCAGGCGACGCGUAAUAGCUUCUGCACGUCUAUGAAUUAUUCGAGCAACCACUUAAUGAGAUGACCGACAGCUAUGCGAUCAUUUAUGACGAUCGUCAAACUUUCUGCUUCUUUUCGCGUAACAAUCACUCGGGUUUUGGUGUUCGUUGUGCUUCUACCAUGGAUGCCAAGACUGUCAUAAGGCGAUACUUGAAGGUCACUAAAACGUUGACUCAAAUUUGCGGAUUAUGGUAUUAUCAAAGUACUCGUUCAAAAUAUUUUACGCGACUUGUUAUAUUUAUAUUCGUUAUGAUAACUACUUUUAUGCAGGUAGCGAAAGUUGUAAUUUCCGAUAGUUCGGAUGCUCUAUAUGACCAGUGUCCAUUUUUGGCAAUGGCGUUUUUAAUUUUGGCGAAAUUAUACCAUUAUAGCGUUAAUGAACCAAGGUUCAAGGUAAUUAUGGAGGAUAUAUUCGAUGACUGGAAGGCCAUCAAAUCGAAGGCCGAAUACGAUAUUAUGAACAUAUAUGGAGAGAGAGCGGCGUUCAUUACGACUCUUUAUUUAUCGGAGGCAGCACUUGCUUCGAUUACAUUUAUUCAAGUGCCUUUGGUACCGCUUGUAUUGGACAUCGUCGCACCGUUAAACGUGUCGCGAGGUAUAGGAUACAUAUUUCCAGCAUGUUACUUCAUCGACGAACAUAGAUAUUAUUACUUGAUAGUAGCACAUAUGAUUAUUGCGUUGUCAUUAACCAUAAUAUGUAACAUUGGCUGUGAUUCGAUCUAUGCAUAUAUCGUGCAGCAUGCUUGUGGAUUAUUAGCUGUUUCUGGCAACCGUUUUCGAAAUGCAAUCCAGGCUACUGUCGUUCAAAAAGAGAAGGACCUGGACAAUGAUACGUACCGAAAAGUACGCGACUCGAUUCAAGCACACAAAAGAGCUCUAAAAUAUAUGAAUGACGUCGAAAAUAUCUAUAAAAUACAUUUUACUGUUCUGAUGGUAAUGAUAAUCAGCUCACUCACUGUUACGAUGCUAAAGGUGUCGAAAUUGGAACCGUGUCCUGAAUUCUAUCAAUAUUUGGCAUUUACAUUGGCUCAAGUGGUUCAUCUACUUGUGUUCGCAAUUCAGGGACAAUUUGUAAUGGACGCUGGCAACGAUAUUUACGAUGCAGUAUGCGAGUCUCUGUGGUAUAAUGGUUCAUGUAAAAUUCAAGCAUUAUACGUACUGAUAUUGAGAAAAAGCUUGAUACCUCCUCAAUUUACUGUCGGUGGGCUGAUAUCGAUGAAUUUAAGAAGUUUCGUAGAGAUUGUGAAAGUGUCCGUUUCCUACCUUACGGUAUUGCAAUCCACGUAAACAUUGAGACAUUCGCAACUAAAUUGAAACAUAGUAAUUGACGAAGUCUUCACAAUGUGUUCAGUUAUAGCGCACGACUCACAUGUUAUUAAAAUUUAAGUGUUGUUGCGUACCCGCACUCCUCGCAAAUAUUACCGAAGUGGUACACGUACUACCACAGUCUCAGUGACGUGGUAAAUAAAUGUGGAGAUACACUUGUUAAAAAUCAACAAUUUCUUCAUUUGCAAAGAGGUUUCUGCAACGAGAUGUUGCACAUUCGACGGUAAAUUUGUAUCUGUUUGCUCGCUAGAAAAACAUCGCCCUCGAGGACUCGAAGGUGGUGAAAAAAUUGUCGGGUGUAAGUGGUAAUUUGCCAGUUAUUGGCUAAAAUAUUCGGAUACAGGGUCGAAGGAGUCAGCUGAAGAAGAAAACGGUAAUUCUAAAGGUUUGGGGCCUGGUAAGUCGAGGAAAAAUAUUACCGGUAAAAGCGGUAAAAGUGACCGCGAUGCAUGUGGUCGCCAAAUGUCUGAUAAACCUAAACGCUUACAAUUUGCGAACGCGCAUUAAUUCAAAACCUUUGAAAAAGUAACAAAACUAGGCCAAGUACCUAGACGACUUUUAGAUCUGUACCUCUAAAACUUACGAAUAAAUUGUAGUUUUCGAAGAAUACGCGUACGUAACAGAGUGUGCAUUUUGAUACCCGAUCAAAGAAUCAAUGACAGUACCGCUGUACGUAAACCAUUGUAAAUAAAAAUCAUUUAACGUUGUGGAACUAGAACUGACUGCUCGUUGGUGCCGCAACGCAUGUAGAAAUACAUCUAGGAAACUAAAUGUUGUUCACUUAAGAAAUAUGUUGGAAAAGUGUUCGCUGUAAUGGUAUACCGUAUAA
Messenger RNA from Hylaeus volcanicus, 4444 nucleotides. Its product is annotated as odorant receptor Or1-like. The record is from RefSeq and is a predicted model, not a curated record. Lineage: Eukaryota; Metazoa; Arthropoda; Insecta; Hymenoptera; Colletidae. The transcript has 9 exons. Gene Ontology annotation, biological process: sensory perception of smell; detection of chemical stimulus involved in sensory perception of smell. Gene Ontology annotation, cellular component: plasma membrane. The coding region runs from base 2311 to 3576 and encodes 421 amino acids. Gene Ontology annotation, molecular function: odorant binding; olfactory receptor activity.